AUGUCUGUGCCAUCACCCCUGAGGGUGCUGCCCAGCCCCCCGAAUGCCACUGCAGGCAUUCCCGUGAGCAACCAGACCAAUGAGACAUUCUGCACAAGCAGCCAGCAGGUGGUGAUCCCUGGCGAACUCUUCCUGACCCUGGGGAUCCUGAGCUUUGUGGAGAACUUGUUAGUGGUGGCCGCCAUUGUCAAAAACCGGAACCUGCAUUCGCCCAUGUACUAUUUCAUCUGCUGCCUGGCUGUGUCGGACAUGCUGGUGAGCGUCAGCAACCUAGUGGAGACCCUCUUCAUGCUUCUGCUGGAGCAUGAGAUGAUGGUUGUGCAGCCCACCACCGUGAUGCACCUGGAUAACGCCAUGGACAUGCUGAUCUGCAGCUCCCUGAUGUCCUCGCUCUCCUUCCUGGGCGUCAUCGCCAUUGACCGCUACAUCACCAUCUUCUACGCCUUGCGGUAUCACAGCAUCAUGACCAUCCAGAGGGCCGUCACCAUCAUCGUGGUUGUCUGGGUGGUCAGCAGCAUCUCCAGCACCAUCUUCAUUGCCUACGAUGGCAAGGCGGUCAUCCUCUGCCUGGUCAUCUUCUUCCUCUCCAUGAUCACCCUGAUCAUGGGCCUCUACAUCCACAUGUUCAGCCUGGCUCACCAACACGCCCGCAGGAUCUCCAGCCUGCAAAGGAAGCAGUCGGCACCCCACUUCACUAGCAUGAGAGGGGCCAUCACCCUCACCAUCCUGCUGGGCGUCUUCUUCAUCUGCUGGGGCCCCUUCUUCCUUCACCUGAUCCUCAUCCUCACCUGCCCCGAGAAGCCCGCCUGCAACUGCUACUUCAGAUACUUCAACCUCUAUCUCAUCCUCCUCAUUUGCAACUCUGUGGUGGACCCCAUAAUUUAUGCCUUCCGGAGCCAGGAGCUCAGGAGGACUUUGAAAGAGGUGGUCUUAUGCUUUUGGAAUUGCAACGACAACCCAGACACAAAGGAGGGCCGUCAGCGCCCCGGCCUGGGUGCAGCGGGAGGCGCCUAUAAAACCCGCCGGCAGCAGCCUGGACGCCUCCGCCAGCCGCUCCGCCAGCUGCAGCCGCCGCCCACCCACCCGCCUGCCUGCCCGCAGCCGCCCCCCCGUAGCACCAGUCGCAGCAGCAUGAGGGAGAUCGUGCACAUCCAGGCGGGCCAGUGCGGCAACCAGAUCGGAGCCAAGUUCUGGGAGGUGAUCAGUGAUGAGCAUGGUAUAGACCCCAGUGGGAACUAUGUCGGUGACUCUGACCUGCAGCUGGAAAGGAUCAGCGUUUAUUACAAUGAAGCCUCUUCUCACAAAUAUGUUCCUCGUGCUAUCCUGGUAGACCUGGAGCCUGGCACCAUGGACAGUGUUCGUUCAGGUGCUUUUGGGCACCUCUUCAGACCAGACAACUUCAUCUUUGGACAAAGUGGCGCUGGGAACAACUGGGCAAAGGGUCAUUACACAGAAGGCGCUGAGCUGGUGGAUUCCGUCUUGGAUGUAGUGCGAAAAGAGUGUGAGAACUGCGACUGUCUACAGGGCUUCCAGCUCACUCAUUCCCUGGGUGGGGGUACGGGGUCUGGCAUGGGGACUCUCCUCAUUAGCAAAGUCCGUGAAGAAUACCCAGACCGGAUCAUGAACACUUUUAGUGUGGUGCCUUCCCCCAAAGUGUCUGACACUGUGGUGGAACCCUACAACGCUACCUUGUCCAUCCACCAGCUGGUGGAAAACACAGACGAGACCUACUGCAUUGACAAUGAAGCCCUCUAUGACAUCUGCUUCAGGACCCUCAAGCUGGCCACGCCCACCUACGGAGACCUCAACCACCUCGUUUCUGCCACCAUGAGCGGUGUCACCACCUCCCUGAGAUUCCCAGGCCAGCUCAAUGCCGACCUCCGCAAACUGGCCGUCAACAUGGUGCCCUUCCCUCGCCUCCAUUUCUUCAUGCCGGGCUUUGCUCCGCUGACGGCCCGCGGAAGCCAGCAGUACCGAGCCCUCACUGUCCCCGAGCUCACCCAGCAGAUGUUUGACGCCAAGAACAUGAUGGCCGCUUGCGACCCCCGCCACGGCCGCUACCUCACGGUGGCUACCGUAUUCCGAGGCCGCAUGUCCAUGAAGGAGGUCGAUGAGCAGAUGCUGGCCAUCCAGAGCAAGAACAGCAGCUAUUUUGUGGAGUGGAUCCCCAACAACGUCAAGGUGGCUGUGUGCGACAUCCCUCCCCGGGGCCUCAAGAUGUCCUCCACCUUCAUUGGCAACAGCACAGCCAUCCAGGAGCUCUUCAAGCGCAUCUCGGAGCAGUUCACGGCCAUGUUCCGGCGCAAGGCCUUCCUCCACUGGUACACUGGCGAGGGCAUGGAUGAGAUGGAGUUCACAGAGGCAGAGAGCAACAUGAACGACCUCGUCUCCGAGUACCAGCAGUACCAGGAUGCGACAGCUGAAGAGGAAGGAGAGAUGUAUGAAGAUGACGAGGAGGAAUCGGAAGCCCAGGGUGCCAAGUGAAGGGCUGGGGCCACAGGCAGCGCUUGGGUUCCUCCCAGUGAGGGCCGAGCAGUGACAUGGGCCUGUCGUUCAUCGCCGUCCAUCUUUGCUACUCAUUUGCUGAGUUGUAGACAACCAGCUUCUAGUUGCUUCUGAUUCAAGGGUUCCAAAACUUAAAAGCUGUUCAGUAUUUAACCCCCUUCCUCCUCUUCCUCCUCUCCCCCCCCACCCUAUAUUCCCUCUCCUUUGCCCCCCAAGUCUUAUAAGUUAGUGCAGCUCCCUCUGUCCAUGACUUUGAUAACUUCAAGGGCCCUGGUCUUUAUUUUUUACUGGUCUGUGUCUAUUUUUAUGUUUUGGAAUACUUAAUAAAUCUAUUGCUGUCCAGCA
This is a messenger RNA of Podarcis muralis (Common wall lizard), 2850 nucleotides long. RefSeq names its product tubulin beta 3 class III (gene TUBB3). Gene Ontology annotation, molecular function: G protein-coupled receptor activity; GTP binding; GTPase activity. Gene Ontology annotation, cellular component: membrane; microtubule. The record is from RefSeq and is a predicted model, not a curated record. Lineage: Eukaryota; Metazoa; Chordata; Lepidosauria; Squamata; Lacertidae. Gene Ontology annotation, biological process: G protein-coupled receptor signaling pathway; microtubule-based process.